Myzus persicae (green peach aphid) is the source of this 666-nucleotide messenger RNA. RefSeq lists its product as uncharacterized. NCBI's taxonomy places the organism in Eukaryota, Metazoa, Arthropoda, Insecta, Hemiptera, Aphididae. The transcript has a single exon. The record is from RefSeq and is a predicted model, not a curated record. Bases 1 to 666 code for a protein of 221 amino acids.
AUGGAGGAACCACCGCAUAUACACCAUUUGAGCCCAGAUGAAAUCCACGCAGAAAAAAUAUUCACGUCCUCAGUGAAACGUCUGGCAUCUGGUCGAUUUAGCAUUGCGCUACCAUUGAAACAUCCUAACCCAAUCCUCGGAGAUUCUCGGAGCAUGGCUCAAACACGAUUUCGGUACUUGGAACGCCGAUUGUCGCAAAAUGAAGAGCUUUCCCGACAAUAUAAGGAGUUCAUGAGAGAUUACCUAGUGAGUCAACAUAUGGAAGUAGUCCCAAUGAAUCAAAGAAUGACUCCAUAUUGUUACUACAUCCCACACCACUGCAUCAUGCGUCCUGAGAGUAAGACAACUAAACUCCGAGUCGUCUUUGAUGCAUCUGCCAAGACCACCACGGGACAAUCACUCAAUACCAACUUAUACACAGGUCGCAAGCUGCAACAGAACUUACCACGGAUUCUGAUUCGUGCCCGAGUACAUAAGGUUCUGUUUACAGCUGACAUCAAGCAAAUGUAUCGACAAAUUGAAAUUCAUUCUGAAGACCGUGAUUAUUUACGAAUUCUUUGGCGAUUUGAACCUGAUGAACCCAUAACAGAAUACCGCCCAGAUAGCAAAAUCAUGUUGAUAGAAUGUUUUUUGAAUGUUAGAAAUUUAAAAAUAAUGUUCCAAUAA